Molecule: messenger RNA, 2346 nt
Organism: Candidozyma auris
Lineage: Eukaryota; Fungi; Ascomycota; Pichiomycetes; Serinales; Metschnikowiaceae
Gene: KSP1
Product: putative serine/threonine protein kinase
Exons: 1
Coding region: 1-2346 (781 amino acids)
Biological process (GO): autophagosome organization; protein autophosphorylation; autophagy
Cellular component (GO): cytoplasm; autophagosome
Molecular function (GO): ATP binding; protein serine/threonine kinase activity
Source: RefSeq, a predicted model, not a curated record
AUGGAACAGUAUAAUAGAUACGAUCGUGGUGGUCUUUUGAAAGACCGUUACCUCAAGGUUGCAGAUAUAAGUGAGGGAUCCUAUGGGCUAGUGUCAUUAGCCAAGGACACCAAACUUAGCGACAAGUUAGUGGCUGUCAAAUUCAUUUUUCCCAUCGAUUACAAACGAACCAAACAGUUAAAGGAGCUUUCGAAAACAGGGAGAGCAACUUCUUCCCCUGCUAAGCUUAGAUCAAAUGCGGCUGCGCCAGAGUCGCAGCAUUCCGAGAGUUCCACCCUUAAAGCUCUUUACGAAGAAACAAACAAAGAAAUUCGCAUACACCAAAUUCUUGGUGCCCAUGACAACAUCACCAAUUUGGUUGACUAUUUUGACUCCUAUCUUGUUCUCGAGUACUGCUCAAGAGGUGACUUGUAUGAGGCCGUGCAGAACGGCCUCGGUCCAAGCACGUCUCAAGAUAUCAAGGAUGUCUUCAGCCAAAUUCUUGACGCAUUGGCCUUUUGUCAUACCAACUCAGUCUAUCAUAGAGACUUAAAACCUGAGAAUAUAUUAAUCGACCAAGACUGGUCUAUCAAAAUUUGUGACUGGGGUCUUGCAACAACACAAAGGAUUAUCACGAACAAAGCUGAGUUCGACAUUGGUUCAGAACGUUACAUGGCCCCAGAACUCUUUGAUACUGAGCAAGAAUCUUACGAUGCCGCCAAGGCUGACUUAUGGUCAGUUGGCGUGAUUCUUCUCACUCUCGUAUUCCACAAGAACCCUUUCCAAGUUGCCAAUUAUACUGAUAAACGAUUUUUACAGUUUUCAGCAAACAGAGAAGCGCUUUUUGACUUCUUCAGCAGCAUGACUGGAGAAAUGUUCAGUACAUUGAGAUACUGUUUGAACAUUGAUCCGUCAAAUAGAGAUUUGGAUAGCUUGAAACACGAGCUUGAUAAUCUCAACUACUUCACUAUCGAUGAAGAGUACUGGGCAGAACAUUCUGACGACGAUGAGAACGGGUACGAGGACUACUAUGAGGAACAUGCAACGCCGGUCCAGGAACAAGAAAAUGAAGAGGUCGACGAGUCACCUAUGGAGUCAGAUGACGAGAUGUUCAAGUUCGAUAAUGAAGUCAAGGAGAUGUCACCUCCACAGGCCCUUGUGAUGUCACCCAAGGUUGCCGAAGCACCUCAUGUAAUUAUUGACGAGGACCAUAAGUUGCUAGAGUCAGCUUCAGAGAGCAGCACUGCCACUGAAUCGAUGCAAAGAGAUGAUUCUAUGCCUUAUAAUCGUCGUGCUGAUGCACUUUUGUCGCCAGCGAUGGGUGCUCGGCCAAUCCCCAUUGGCGCCGGUCAGAGGCUCAUUCGAAACACUCGUAAGCCUUUUGGUGUUGCUUCAUAUAACAAAAAUGCGUUCAGUGCUAGACACGGAUUUAGUCAUCAGGGUACUAGCAAUAGCUUCCACACCGGAAGUUUUGGGGCUAGGUUUCGUCGGGAGGAUUUCUUUACUCCCAGAAGUGUCGUGAACCACUACAUGGAUAAGUAUGGCGAGCAAAGAGAGCUCGAAAGAUCGGAAAAAGACAAGAAAAGAAGAUGGAAGCGUGGCCGUAAAAAGCAAUCUUGGAAGCGUGCCGUCGGCCAUGACUAUCGAAACAGCGACCACCGCAACGGUCACAAUAAUCAAUCUGGAUCGAAGCGGCACACCUAUACCUCUGGUCAUUCACACAAUGAUACAGCAACUCGUCGCAAACACGUCAACGGGAAAAGACGCCCACGUCCGGAUUCUAUGCAAUCUCCUCAAUUGCAACCCCAAGGCGGUGGUCGUGCUAAUGGCAAGUAUGUCCCUCCCAAUUUGAGAUCUCCUUCCUCAAAAGCCGUGGACCAUUUGGUUGAUGAUUUGGAUGGUUUUAGGCUCAAUGAGGAUCCAGUGUUUCACCUAGAAGGUGAUCUUAAAUCCAUAGGAAAUGGUCGCAGUACAGGGUCAGAAGUAAGAGGCAAUGCUACCUCUCAUAAUUCGAAAGUUCCAACGUUCAACUCAGCUUAUACUCAGCACUCUGAUUCGAAUGGUGUCAUGACGUCAAAGACCCAACUCGAAGCGAAUGGAAAAGGGAAAUACAUUCCACCAUUCAAAAGAGGAUCUCAUACGGGAGCGGUUCACUUGGGAAAUUUGAAAGCUACAAAUGUUCUCAACUCCCAUCAAGCACCCAAUACUUCAAAUUUAGGGGCUGAUGAUAUUGCCUCAAAACGGCGGUCUUAUCAACUUGGGGCUGGAUCAGGGUAUGCCAACUAUUUCAAUAAUGAGAAUGUCCCUAGGAGCGCACCAGGCCACAACUGGAUUGAAGAGAAUAAAAACUGGUCAGACUUCGAUUAG